AUGGUUUUGGACUACGAGGCGCAGUCCAGGGCAGGUAAGCGUCACCUCGAGAGUGUGCAGCGGGAUGCRGAGAGGUACAAAGACYAAGCGAGUGCGGCGAAGAAGCGGUUUGCUGACUCGYAGUCUGAGAUGACGCGACUUCGCGACCAGCUCAGCAAGGUGCAGAAGAAGAAUGAUGAUCUGACCGCGUCCAACGACCGUCGCUUCCAGAGGCUACAAGAUUGUUACACCAAGUUGAGGUUGCACGAGAAACGGGAGGAAAGUGUGCAGCAAGCGGUUCACGGAGCGAGGGUCGAGAUGGCGAUCAAGUUUCGGGAGACUCUGACUCGGAUUCAGAGGCAGCUGAGAGCAACUUACAACUUGUCUCAGAGUGACAGUCCUCCGGACUUUGUGAAUGAGGAGGCAGAACUUGCUGCGGUAGUGGCUGGAUCGGCGGGAGCCCAUCAAAGGCUUACGGAUGAGGUAGAGAACCUCAGGAAGAUUCUCAGUGCCCCACCGGUUGAGUUGGAUAACAGCGAGCAUGUCGAGGUUGCGGCUGCGUCGCUAGGCGUGUGCAACUUCUCGGGGACCAAUGGCGGGACCUCGGGAUUGCACGAUCUUCGCGCUAUGAAGGCCGCGCCGGUCCUUACUACCACGGGAUCGUCGCCUCCUGCACCAGAAGCGCUUGCUACUAUUGCUGCCGAUCCGACGGUGGUGUCUGUGGAGCUGGCGACCGAGGUUGUUGUCCCUCUUCCAGGAGGAGGUGUACUUGAGGAUGGCGAGACGGUGGAGAAGGUGCCAGAGGAGGCGACCAAGCGGGUAUCCGAGGAGACACCCGAGGAGGCGGCUGAGCAGAUUUUGGAUUUGGGUUUAGCACCUGGAUGGUUGUAUUCCUUUGUUUCGGACUUAUCGCAGUGA
This is a messenger RNA of Arabis nemorensis, 897 nucleotides long. The record is from the annotation of a GenBank genome assembly. NCBI's taxonomy places the organism in Eukaryota, Viridiplantae, Streptophyta, Magnoliopsida, Brassicales, Brassicaceae.